AGUGUAGACAAGCACUGAAACUCACUGCUUUGGUCAGUAGUGUGAACUCUGCUGCCCAGGGGUCACAGAGAUCCGAAGCUACCCACCCACCCUCACUAAAAACCCCACAUGUUUUUGAAAUGCCUUUUCCUGAUUGCCCAGCUUGUGGAUACACCAUGCACAUUGUUGUGUGCAACUGCCAAACCGACCAUGCCCGGCUGCAUGCUCCAGACACACUCCUGCAUGGAAUAGACAAGAGGUAUCAGAUCUCCUUGGCCUGUGGGGAAAAGAGACUGUGCAGGCAUGGAACAGCCAUACAAAUGUGACAGAUGACAUGGGGGAUGCAGGUGAAGGGGUAUGACAGGAAUCAGCGAUGAUGUGGGAAAUCUAAGGAACAGCAAGAGGCAUACCAGAAGGCCAGGGGGCCCGACAGUUGAUCUAGUGCUGAGCUGCAGACCUGCUGCUGUUACAAUGAGCUUCAUGCCAUACUUGCCGAGGAGCCUGAGAGACAGAUCCCUGCUGUGAACAGUGAGGAGGAGGAUGGGGGGCAUGCGAUCUGGGGUGUCCAACUAUGCUGCGAGCCAGGACCUGUUUGAGGCUCCACCACCAUCUAGUCAGUCCCAGCAGCAGAGCUCGGAUGAGUAGGGAAAGGAACCUUGGGUAAAUGUGUGAAUGCAGUUCCCAUUACAGUGAUUAAAUGUAUAGAUGGUGCCUGACCCAAUGCAGCAGGAAGCAGGUAUUGACUUUUAUUAGUUUACUAAUAGAAGAGGUAGUGGUACAUCAAACAGAGGUAGAGUUGUCUGGUUUUCAUUUCCUUGUAGAGUCAGGCAAGGGAGGCCAUGGAGAGCACUUUGUUUAUGUACACAGGGAUGUCCCUUGAAUCCUCCAGAGAGAUCCUCCAGAGGAUCUCCACAAUCCUCUCCCAAAGCUUUCUAGGGAUGGCAGUCUUAUUUCUUCCUCUGCGGUAGGACACUUUCCCACGCCAGUCCGCAAUGACUUCGUCAGGCACCAUAGCGGUUAAUAGGCUAGCAGCAUAUGGGCCCAAGUGGCUUUGGGAUGUCAGCAGCAGCUGUGCUCUCUGUGCCUUUGUUAGUCUCAGAAGCAAGAGACCUGCUACAAUCACCACUGCCUGUGGAAAAUAGUGCCAGUACUCAGUACCAUUGCCCUACAUUCGUACCCAUGGAGAUGGGGACCAACAUUUGAUUGUUUCAUCCUACAGAACAAUUCCCUCUCAUUUACCCCGUGCCCCUGAUGGGCCAUACUCACCAUGGCUGAAACUGGAGAGCAGUGCUGUGCACAGGCACUCUGGAGCUGAAGUGUCAAUAAGCAUGUCUUGUUUAAAACUUUAGGAGAGCAAGGGAAGGGAGCUCUGAAACUUAACUUUCAGUUUAUAAAUACAACGAUACCACUGUGUAUUUUUUCUCUGUCUUCUGCGGUUGUGGCCUGGAGGGGUCCCCCUCCACACCUGUUGAAAGCCUGACCUGGAUAAGGAGGAAAAAGAAGACGACUUAGGAGGAUAUGGUCUCUGAGAUCCUGCAAGACAGUGCCGUUUCAGACUGUGAGCAGAGGGGCUGGUGGGUGAAUAUUGCCGACAGCGUGGAGAAAGGCCCAGGAGUCCCAGCAGGAAAAGGAGAGAGAGGGAGCUGCACCAGGACAUAAUGGGGCUUUUCCAGCAGAAAACACAGAUGCUGCAGCCUCUUGACCUACAGGUUCAACAAGCAUGGGCUCACCUCCCUUUGCAGCCAAUGGAGAACUCCAUGUUAGCACCUCCCUAGACCCCCAACUUUCCAUGUGGCAUCAGGAGCCGUGUCUCUAUUGCUCCCAAUCCAUGCUAGAAAACAGUAAGAACAGCUUAACAUAAACUGAACUGAGAGCGCCCUGGUUGCUGUUUGUGUAGGCAAAAUCGACUAAAAUGGACAUGAACAUUUUCCCCUUCUGUCAUGUCAACUCAUCUAAGUCUCCAUAAAGAAUAUUUGCAAGCCUGCCAAGAGUCAAGCCAUCCAGAAAACCCUUUCAUUGCCCACAUGCUUGAAGAAGCUGAGAAAGCAGAUAUAACCAGAUUGACAAAAGGGAUCACAUUAAAAAUAGCUGGAAAUAACCGCUUGGUGCCAGUACAGAAAGUUACAGAUGAGGAUUUUCGAAUGCUUGCCUGCAUCAUAAGCAAUAACACAUUUGUUACAGGCCUGGACCUUAGAUAUAAUGUAUUAACUGAUGUUGGAGCAGAGCAUGCUGCAAAAUUCCUUCAGGAAAACUCAACCCUGUGCUACCUCAAUCUGAUGUUUAAUGAUAUUGGUGCCAAUGGAGCAGAACUGAUAGCUAAAGCAUUGCAUAGGAAUGAAACGCUCCUACACCUGAGAAUGACUGGCAACAAAAUUGAAAACAAAGGUGGGAUGUACUUUGCUUCAAUGCUGCAAAUUAAUUCGACCUUAGAGAAGUUAGAUCUUGGAGACUGUGAUCUGGGUACACAAAGUCUAAUAGCAAUAGCAACAGUUAUGAGCCAUAACAAAGCGAUGAAAGCACUAAACCUAAACCGUCCUAUACUGUACAGCCAAGAGGAAGAGACCACAGUUCACACAGCUCUAAUGAUGAAAAAUAACUCUUGUCUUAUGGAACUGCAUUUGUGCAAACAUGAAAUGAAGAACUUUGGUGUGGAGCGUCUGUGUCAUGCAUUGUAUGAAAACUGCAGCCUGCGAUAUCUUGACCUCAGUUGUAAUAAAAUAACUCGUGAUGGUGUGAAAUUUUUGGGAGAACUGCUGAAACGGAACCAAACUCUGGAAAUCCUAGAUCUUAAUUCAAACAGGAUAGAAGAUGAUGGAGCCAUCUAUCUGAGUGAAGCCCUGGCUUUGUACAACAGGACUCUUCAAGCGUUAGCAAUAGUGAGCAACAAUAUAAGUGGAAAAGGACUUGUUGCUCUUUCGGAUUCAAUGAAAACAAACAUGGUGCUUUCCUACAUUUAUAUUUGGGGAAACAAAUUUGAUGAGGCCACCUGUGUCGCAUUUUCAGACUUAAUUAAAACUGGCCGCUUGAAACCGAAUUGUACAGACGUGGAUCCAUAUGAAGUGGAUGGGCAUGUAUAUCUUGCAGAACUCUCUCAUGGCCUUAAAAGGCAUUACUAUUGGACACCAAGUUAUGGGGAGGUUGAUAACAAAUAUGCUAAUGCCAGUCUUGCAAUAGGAGCAGUUGCAGAACAUUUGUGAACAAGGUAACAACUUGAUGCAUUUAUAUCUAUCAGCGUGUGGGUUUUUCUGUCUUAUUUCUUUGUAAGUCAAAAUGAUAGUAUGUAGUUUCUUGAGAAAGUUAUUUUGGAGUGCGCCAAUAUACCUUUGAAAAGUACUAGAGAUAAAACCAACUCAAACUGAGUCCAACAUGAGUUUUUUUAACAUAGUAGUAUAUAUUGUUGCUGUAGGCAGUGGUUCCCAACCUAUUUAGCAUUGUGGGCCAUAUAUGCAGCUCUCUCUGUAUAUUGUGUGGAUGCGGCCCACAACACACACUACCUAUAUAGCCCUGAGGAUGUCAUAUGGGCCAUAGCUGUGUGCUGAUUGAGCUGCAGGUUGAGAACCACUGCUGUAGAUAAACAGAAGUUCGGUAGAUGAUGCCCAGACUAUGAUUAAAGGACUCUUAUGAUGAAAGUGCAUGGGUUUAAUUGCUGUCAUUUUUUAUAUAAGGAGACACGAUGCUCUCUGUCUCAAGCGUCUGUCUUCUUUCUGUGCCUACUCAUUUAGUCAAUAUGAUCCACCCUCCCACAGAGUAACAGAGGAAGAACAACCAACUAUGACAGCAGUACUUCGCACUGAUAUCUUCCACAGGUACAGCAGAAAGUUGUGGGGGUUUUUAAGUGACAGAUUAUACUGCCCUUAAAUAGAAAGAGUGUACAUUGGCAAGAAAAUCAGGCUUCUAAAAUAAAGCAAAAUUGUCAAGUAGCUACAGCAAUGCAUUUAAAAAGCAACUAUGUAUUAUUGUUAGUUGGACUCUCAGUGCCACAACAUUGCUAUCCUAGCGCUAUGGGACUACUUAGGGCCCUACUGUAUCAGGCAGAAAUAUCCAAGAGGGUAUUGAUACCGAUUGUGCGUGCACAAAAUUAGCCUUAGCCCUGGAAGUGGAGAGAGGGAUAUUGGGUUUUUGUGCCUGUUUAGAUUAGGGUGACCAGAUGUCCUGAUAUUAUAGGGACGGUCCCAAUUUUUGGGUCUUUUUCUUAUAUAGGCUCCUAUUACACCCCAGCUCCUGCCCCGAUUUUUCACACUUGCUGUCUGGUCACUCUAGAUUAGAUACCAUGCAGAUCAGAAUCACUGUAAUGACUUGGGCCAGACUACUUCUAAAUCUAUUAUAGUACUUAUUUCAGCAGGUUUCUUCAAAAUAAAAUAGCCAAAAUAACAAAUUCUGUCUGAGGACUAAGUUAUCUUGUAUACUUCUGAAUUAAAAAAUUACUAUA
Mauremys mutica (yellowpond turtle) is the source of this 4408-nucleotide messenger RNA. RefSeq names its product leucine rich repeat containing 34 (gene LRRC34). Gene Ontology annotation, molecular function: protein binding. NCBI's taxonomy places the organism in Eukaryota, Metazoa, Chordata, Testudines, Geoemydidae. Bases 1920 to 3176 code for a protein of 418 amino acids. The record is from RefSeq and is a predicted model, not a curated record. The transcript is spliced from 11 exons.